Molecule: messenger RNA, 2590 nt
Organism: Drosophila elegans
Lineage: Eukaryota; Metazoa; Arthropoda; Insecta; Diptera; Drosophilidae
Exons: 1
Coding region: 156-2510 (784 amino acids)
Source: RefSeq, a predicted model, not a curated record
UAAACAUUUUUCCAUUUUCACACCGUUCACACUCCCUUUAAUGGGAACCGAACCAAAAACUGUGACCUGUUUUUAUACAUAUUUUUCGGUAGCGCUUUUAUAAAUUGUUUUAUAAGUGUUUAACUGGCCAUUCACAAUCCCGGUCUGGAUAGAGUAUGUACGAGUGUAGUCGUUGCGGUAAUCGAAGAAGCGGCUUAAGUCUUCGCGCCGGCAUCGAGUUACAUUCCACCGGAGAGGAUUACAUAGAGGGCGGCUCCAGUUGGUGCAAUUCCUGCGGUGAACUGACCUUCUUUAUAAGGUGCCAUGCUGAUAAAGAUUUCGUCCAGCCACUUAUAAGCAACACUUUGGACUCGAUCGAUCCGGUGCCGGUUAAGGUGACGGCUGCUCUCCUCAGAGGUGCUCUCCAUCCACGUACGGUUGUCCAAAACCAACAGGCCGCCAGUCUGGCUAACCAUCUGAAUAACUGGGCCGUUGAGGCCAUGGAUCCUCCGAAAAGAGCGGUAUCCUUCACUACUCUGCCCAAUCGACAUGGCCAUAUGGCCCCGAAAACUCGGAUACCAGAUGAGGAUGUCCCCCGACCGCCGAUAACUCCACUUAAUGUGAUCUUGAGUCCGCGAGUCCUGAGCGAUGAUGACAAGACCCCUCGCAACUCAAGUAAUGUUAAAGUGGAGGAGAGAAAGCCAUCUUCAUCCAAAAGUCCUAGGUCUGAGCAGGUCAAGGGAGUCGAACGGUUGCGAUCAAUUGCCCCCAGCCAUCUAAGCCAAAGGCUACCAGACGAACAGACUCCACGCCUUUCUGCGGCUAAUCCCUAUGCCAAAACCUUUAGACCCUUGAAGAAAACAAGUGAAAAACCUGAAACUUCUGUUAAGAAAAUCGUAAAUACUCAAGGGCCGAGUUUAACCCUCAAGGACAUAAAGAAGUUGCAGCGCCGCUUUGCUGCUGAUGAUUUUUCCGGACCGGAGAGUUCCGCUCAUUCCAGCGAUCGAUUCUCCGCCGGCAGUGGCCCGAUGAGCGUAGAGCCCAGCAGUGAGCCUACUAGCACUGUGGAGCUCCAGAAGAAGAUCGAUCAGAAACGGCGGCAGUUGUGUAGGUUGACCUCAAUGCGGACGAGGCUCGAUGCGGAAUGUGAGGCAACCAAAACUGAAUUGGAGCUCCUGGAGCGAAGAAAUCGUAGGUCCCAGUCCCGACGAAGUAAUCGGGAAAGGGGCGGAGCUCAUAUUAGGCUGGUAAAAAAAAUAGAACUGGAAAACGAAAUGGAUGAUCGUAAAAAGUUGAUAACGGAAGAUAAGUUUGAAACGCUCUUAAAAACCUUACACGAGCAGGCUGUGCCGCAAGUAAAGAGAGAGGAUCAGGAUCAGUAUAAGGAACUGGAUGUGAAUCAGGAUCUGGAUCAGGCUGAGGAUCAGGAGUAUCUAGGCAGCCAUAACUUAUAUACUCCAUCUCUAGAAACUGACACAGAAAUCGCGACUGAAAGCAAGUGCGAUGCAGAGAUGGAAUCCAACACAGCUUUUGCGUCUCCGAAGGGCAAUGAAAACAGGGAGAAGGAUUUGUCACCAACCUAUAUACCUCUGCCCUUUCAGCUGAGAAAUCCAUUUGCGACUCCUCGUACCGUCGGCUUUCACAAUCACAACGUCCACGAUACCCAGGAUAGACUUCAGCGAUCGAGGCCAUUGUGCAAAUCUCGCAGCAUCCAGGCCUUGGUGUCCACCGCGCAACGUGCCAGAUUCACUGGCUGCGUUGACGAUCCCCUGGAGGUGGUGAAGCUAAUCAAGAAUCUGGAAGAUGGCAACGAAGUCCAGUUGAAAGCCCCCAACGCACAGUUUUCCACGGUGGCCUGUGAGGAGCAGGAACUGGCCCAGCUGAUCAAGAAAAAACCGCAAAAGGCAAAGGAACUUGACAUUUGCCGAUUGCCAGUCCGCUGCCCCGACUCCGAUUGCAAUCGGCUGUCCUUUGUCUCCGAUUUUAACAAACACCUCCUGCUCGAUCACCGUUCGUUGACCGCGGAGCGGAUCCAAGCCAGGCAGACCAAGACCUUCUUUCUGGACACGAACAUGGCGCUGAUGGACCAGCCCAGAUGUCAUAUGCUUUAUUUGGUGCGGGACAAGAUCUUCAACACCGGUGGCGACGACAUGUGCGAUCUACUGCCCGUUAUGGUGAUGAGUGCCCGCACCCAUUUGAGCACGGUUUUGGCUUCUUGUGGAGAUCGGAAAGUAGGAGCCAGUAGCCGGAAACAACCGAAGGGCGAUAGGAAGCUCUUCGUCCUCUGGCUAACCGGACUGGUGCCGCAGGACCUAAAACUGAUGGCAACGCUUUCGACGUGGUCCACCCUAGGUCCCGAUUUGGCGGAUUGCGCUAGUGCCAACACCAGCUAUGUCUACGAUAUCAGGGCUCCCAACGAAAUGGGUUCCAUCUGCCAAAGUGGCUGUUCAAUUAUCCUGCCCAUGCACAUGAUCAAGCGGAUGACCGACAAAGGACGCCGAUUCCUGGCCAUUCAGGUGCAGGUCUAUUGAGGAUCGGUCACAACCGAAGGCAACAUUUUAUCGUACUAAUUGGAUAUAUUAUUACUAAAUACAAGAGACUAUAAUAUUAA